GCAGCAUAUCGCCCUGCUUGAAUACUUCAGGCCCAUUUCGGGCCCAUAUUCGUCUCCCUGGUCUCUGCUGACAACCUGACGCUCCUCGGACUCGGAGUCGGUUGUUUGGUCGGUGGGUUAGCCGAUUCUCCCGAGCCGUUCUCUCACUCUCGUCGACCUCUGAUCAUCUGCGCUUCAGCUUCCUCCGCUACUGCGGCCGCUCAGUCGUUGCCCAGCUGAAAGUGAAAGAGUUUCUUGAUUGUUAGAGGAAGGAGAUAUGGACAUAGAUGUCGAUCACUAUGCGGUUCUCGGGCUGCCUUCCGGUGAAGAGGGAGCCAGCCUCUCUGAGAAGCAGAUCUCGAAGGCUUACCGAGCGAAAGCUUUGGAGUUGCAUCCUGAUAAGAGGCUGGAUGACCCGGACGCCCAUGCGAACUUCCAGCGGUUGAAGACAUCCUAUGAACUUCUGAAGGACGAGAAGGCUAGGAAGCUUUUUGAUGACCUGUUGAGGUUGAAGCGUGAGCGAGAGCGGCGCCAGACGCAGCAGGAUUCUAAGCGAAGGAAGAUGGUGUCUGAUCUUGAAGAGAGAGAACGGGCAGCUUUUGCCCCUGACCCUUCUACUUCGGCCCGGCAGGAGGAGGAGAGGAUUGCCCGGAAGCUCAAGGAGGAGAUUGCUAGAAUACGCGAGAUGCACACAAAGAAGGGAGCAGCAACACCUGCUUCCAAGGGACCUACUGCAAGCUCGGGGAAGGAGAGUAUGGGUGGCUCUGGUGUUGGGUCAGAUAAGGAGAAGGUUCUUAAAGUCACUUGGGAGAAGGUCGGUGUUGAUUAUAGCCCAGAGAGGCUAAAGGAGAUCUUCUCGGAGUUUGGUAAGGUUGAGGACGUUGUGAUCCGGAGUUCCAAGAAGAGAGGGUCUGCGCUUGUUGUGAUGAGAUCGAGAGAUGAAGUUGUUGCUGCUACAAAAAUUGUUUGCGGAGAUCUUUCGAAUCCUUUGUUAGUCGUGCCUCUUCAGCCAACUGUACCAGCUGACUACCCCAGCUUUCAGAAACCUGUGGAAAAUGAUCACCUUGAUAAUCUUGUUGGAGCUGGUUAUCAAGAUUUUGAGGACUCAGUCUUGAAGAAACUUCAACAAAAGGCUGCUCAGAACAAGAAAUGACAUGGAAGGCAGGGGAGGGGAUCAGAUUCAGAUUGCAGAUGAUGUUCCACUCUUCUUGAAGCUGUACAUAGGUAGUGUAUCUCCAUUCAGGGGUGGAAGAUUCAACAAAACUGAUUGAGCCACAGAAACUGCUACUAUAGGAGCAUAUCCGUUUGACAUUAUGGUUAUCACCCUGCUCAUCUCAGUGUACCCACGAAGAACCUUAUUGAAGACUAAUUUAUCUCAGUGACUGAGAGAUUGACAGAUGCGGCAUUAAUUAGCAGUUGUUGGAUUGAUAUUCUUAUGAGUUGAUUGCUGAAGGCACGACAAGCCGAAACUGCUUCUUGUGCGCGAUUUUUGUCAUAAAGCAGGGAUUGUAUUUCUUGUUCUGAAAUUUCUUUAGCAGUAAUCAUACAGAGUAUAAAAUGACUCUGAUACGAUAUUGUAGGUCUGUUUUCGCAUCAGUCUCCUUCCCUUAGAAUACUUUUUAUCAGUACCUUUUGUAUCAAUGCCUUUACGACCAUAUUGAAGUGUAUCAUUGCCAAUUUUACUUUGC
Punica granatum (pomegranate) is the source of this 1667-nucleotide messenger RNA. The record is from RefSeq and is a predicted model, not a curated record. NCBI's taxonomy places the organism in Eukaryota, Viridiplantae, Streptophyta, Magnoliopsida, Myrtales, Lythraceae.